This is a messenger RNA of Peniophora sp. CBMAI 1063, 825 nucleotides long. NCBI's taxonomy places the organism in Eukaryota, Fungi, Basidiomycota, Agaricomycetes, Russulales, Peniophoraceae. The record is from the annotation of a GenBank genome assembly.
AUGCUCAAGCUCGCCUCAUUCGUUGCUCUCGCCAUGUCUAUUUCACUGGCGCAGGCAGGCAAGCGUGGUCUCGCCUGGCCUUGGUUCAACUCACCUCUCGACCCCGGAGUUCUGAACAACGGUGACGGCGAAGUCGUUGCCAUUUACGACUGGGAGACGUACGCGCCCCCAACAUCAACGGGUGGCACGGGCGGACUCGGCUUUAUUGGCAUGCAGGGCUGCAAGGACUGCAGCUCUUCUCCGUUGUCAGAGCUGCAGUCGCGUGCUUCGGCACAGGGGUGGGCUACUGUGUUCUCUGCGAACGAGCCCGAUCUGCCCAGCUCUUCGGCGUACAUGACUCCGUCGGAAGCAGCCUCCUGGUACAUCACCAACAUUAACCCCUUGGCCAUCAAGAAGGCGCUUCCUGCGAUCACUUCGUCUACGACCAGCGGGGAGGGUCUUUCAUGGCUGCAGCAGAUGAUCUCCGCGUGCGCGGGUAACUGCUACUACGACUACAUCAACCUUCAUUGGUACGGUACCAGCUAUGCGGACUUCCAGAGUCAUGUAGAGCAGGCGCACUCGCUCUUCCCGGACAAGCAGAUCGUAGUAACUGAGUUCGCACUUACGAACCCGGCCGGCGGUGCCAACGAUCAGGUUGCAUUCUUCAAGCAAGCCUUCGCCUGGUUGGAUGGACAGAGCUAUAUCGAGCUCUACUUCCCGUUCGUCGCUACAAGCCCCAGUCUCCUUCAGGCCAACGAUGGCGGCGCGGUCAGCAACGUCGGCACUGGAUCUUGCCUCUAUACCGACGCCGGAGGCCCUAGCUCGGUCGGUAACCUUAUGUACUAA